This is a messenger RNA of Dentiscutata erythropus, 319 nucleotides long. The record is from the annotation of a GenBank genome assembly. NCBI's taxonomy places the organism in Eukaryota, Fungi, Glomeromycota, Glomeromycetes, Diversisporales, Gigasporaceae.
AUGACUCUAACACAAACCCAUAUUGAAAGAGAUGUUAAGAAUAUUAAAAAAAAAGAAAACAACAUAACAAUUUAUAUACAAAUCUCACCUAGAAAAAGAACAGUGACUCCAACUGUCCCCACUUCAAUGACAACUCGUAUACUGACUCCAAUGACAAAAUUGCACCUGGAAGAAGAACAGCGACUCCAAAUGAACUCAUAUUGGAAAAAAAAAAGAGACAUUAAUAAUAUUAAAAAGAAAAAAAUGCAUAGUGACAACUCAUACACUAACUCCAACAAUGAAAUCACACCUGGAGAUGAACUUAUACUAGAGAAAAGAG